UCAAACUCCAGUGUCAAAAUCAUAGUCAGCCAUAUUUGUUUUCGGUUUUUAUGAAUUUGUAAUCGUUAUACCAGGGAAAUCCUAAAAAAUGCUUAUUUUUCUAUAGUAUCGAAUAAAUCUAUUACUUUAAAAAUGUCUGCGAGGCUAAAACACAUUGAGGUUGAAAACUUCAAGUCCUACAAAGGACGAAAAGUUAUAGGGCCCUUAAAACCGUUUAUGGCGGUAAUCGGCCCCAAUGGAUCUGGCAAAUCAAACUUUAUGGAUGCUAUCAGUUUUGUAAUGGGCGAGAAGACCCAAAGUUUACGUGUGAAGAGACUCAGCGAUUUGAUUCAUGGCGCAGCUAUUGGGAAGCCUGUAUCCAGAAGUGCAUCUGUAACUGCUAUCUUCAUAAUAGAUGACGAAAAAGAAAUGUCCUUCCAGCGAUCUGUCCAGGGUUCAUCAUCUGAAUGCAGAAUUAGCGGAAAUGUUGUUUCUAAUAAUGAAUAUCUUGCUGAAUUAGAGAAAUUAAGGAUCAAUGUCAAAGCAAAGAACUUCUUGGUCUUCCAAGGAGCAGUGGAGUCAGUAGCUAUGAAAAAUCCCAAAGAAAUGACAGCACUAUUUGAAGAAAUAAGUGGAUCUGGAGCUCUAAAGGAUGAGUAUGCAAAACUACAGAUUGAAAUGCAGAGAGCUCAGGAAGAAAUAAAUUGUGCUUAUCAACGAAAAAAGGGUAUAAACGCCGAAAAGAAGGAAGCACGUCUUGAGAAGGAGGAGGCUGACAAAUAUGCUCGCCUCAAAGAAGACUUGCAUGAUAAACUUGUUGAACAUCAGCUAUUCAAGCUGUUCCACAAUGAACAAGAUAUGGAGCUCAUAGAAAAAGAAAUGAAGGCAAAGCAAAAAGAAGUUGACAAGAUAGAGAAGAAAAAAGAGAAGCUUGAGGAGAACCUCAAGGAAAAGAAAAAGGAGCAUGGAAAGUAUAAUCGUGAGCUGGCAAAGGUUGAGCAAGACAUAAGAGAGGUGGAAGUUGAGAUAUCAAAGAAGCGGCCGCAGUUCAUAAAGGCAAAGGAGCGGGUGACACACAUGCAGAAAAAGCUGGAUGGUGCCAUCAAAACCCUAGAACAGGCUCGAAAGGCUCACGAAGCCCACAUGAAUGACAUCCGUAAACUAGAAGAGGAACUCGCAGCUAUUGAACGCAAACGUGACGAGUACGAGACGCAAAUUGCUGGAGAGUCCCAGAGCCAAGGGAGAGACGUGCAUCUUGAAGAUGCUCAGGUAAGAGAAUAUCAUCGACUUAAAGAAGAGGCAGCUAAAAGGUCUGCCAGGUACAUGCAAGAACUUGAUUCUGUAAACAGAGAACAGAAAGCAGACCAGGAUCGGCUGGAUAAUAUCACCAGAAUGCGGACUGACGCUGAGAACAAAUACAGACAGAAGAUGCACGAAAAAGAAGAGAUGGAGAAGAGAAUCGAAAAAUUGGCUGAACACAUUCGAACGAGUGAACAAGCUUUGAAUGAUCAGAAACAGUUAAGAGCGGAACUGCAAGCUGAUGUAGGUUCAUCAAAAGACAGAGUUCAUGAACUUCAAAAACAACUGGAUACAGUGGUUGAACAAUUGGGGGAUGCUAGAACCGAUAAGCAUGAAGAUGCCAGGCGUAAAAAGAAACAGGAACUUGUUGAGAGGUUUAAGAGCAACUUCCCUGGUGUGUAUGAUCGGAUGAUCAACAUGUGUCACCCAAUUCACAAGCGUUAUAAUGUUGCAAUUACAAAGACUCUUGGAAAAUACAUGGACGCUAUUGUUGUUGACACCGAGUAUACGGGUCGCCAGUGUAUAAAAUAUUUGAAAGAACAAAUGUGCGAACCUGAAACAUUUUUGCCGUUAGACUAUCUGCAAACUAGGCCUUUAAAGGAAAGAUUAAGAAACAUUACAGAGCCAAAAGGUGUUAAACUAAUUUACGAUGUACUCCAAUUUGAACCCCAAGCUAUUGCGAAGGCCGUUAUGUUUGCUACUGGCAAUGCGGUUGUAUGUGAAACACCCGAGGACGCUAUGAAGGUUGCAUACGAGCUGGGAGGACGGCUGGAUGCUGUUGCUCUGGAUGGGACCUACUAUCAAAAAUGUGGUAUCAUAUCUGGUGGUAGCUUGGAUUUGGCUAGACGAGCAAAGAGAUGGGAUGAAAAGCAUAUGGCUCAAUUGAAAGCCCAAAAGGAAAAAUUAACUGAAGAGCUUCGAGAAGCUAUGAAGAAAUCCCGGAAAGAAUCUGAGCUGAACACAGUUGAUUCUCAAAUUAGAGGUCUAGAGACGAGGUUGAGAUAUGCAAAGACUGACAUGGAAAGCACUAAAAAGCAAAUUCAGAUCGUCGACCGUGAGCUGGCUCGCCUGAAUGAAGAGAUGCAGAAGUAUAGCCCGCAGAUUGAGGCUAUCGAACGCAGCAUGCAGACGCGAGAACAGCAAAUCGAAGAGAUCAAAUUGAAGAUGAACAGUGUUGAAGAUGUCGUCUUCUCGGAUUUCUGUAGAGAGAUCGGCGUGAAGAACAUCAGGCAAUACGAAGAUAGGGAAUUGCGCGCGCAGGAGGAGCGUAAGAAGAAAAGGCUCGAGUUCGAGAAGCAAAUCAACAGGAUUACCAGCAAUCUGGAUUUCGAGAGGAGCAGGGAUACGCAAAAUAACGUAAGUCGUUGGGAACGUACUGUUAACGAUGAAGAAGAAAAACUUGAAACGUGCAAGAAACAGGAGGCGAAACAACGUGACGAGAUCGACAAAGACCUGCAGCAAGUUGAGCAGUUGAAAGUAUUGCGUCUGAAUAAGAAACAGGAAGUUGAAGCUGCCGAAGAUGAGGUCGGCAAGGCGAGACGUGAAGUCGGCGCCAUAGCGAAGGAUAUUCAAGCUGCGCAGAAGGCAGUGAUGUCGUUAGAAGCUAAAAUUGAGGGGAAAAAGAGUGAACGGCAUAACAUAUUGAUGAGAUGCAAGAUGGACGACAUCGCAAUACCUAUGAUAGUUGGGAAUAUGGAAGAUAUUGUGGCAUCAGAUCCGUCCCAGUCGUCCUCUGGUGCAGAUACCAGCAGCACUACGCAGCAGUAUGAAAAGGAAUCUAGGAUUAAAAUAGAUUACAGCAGCCUGUCAGAUCAUUUGAAAGACCUGGACGAUAAAGAUGACAUAAAGAAGACUGCUGACAAACUGUUAAAAUCCAUCCAUAAUCUCCAAGACACGCUAACAAAGAUCCAAGCUCCUAACUUGAAAGCAAUCGAAAAACUGCAGUUAGCCUGCGGAAAGUUGCAAUCCACUAACGAAGAGUUUGAGAGUUUGCGCAAACAGAACAAAAAAGCCAAGAACGCUUUUGAACGAGUGAAGCAACAAAGAUACGAGCGGUUCUCCAGGUGCUUCGACCACGUCUCUAAUGAAAUUGAUGGCAUCUACAAAGCGCUAGCUCAGAAUCAGUCUGCUCAAGCCUUUCUUGGAGCUGAAAACCCAGAGGAACCAUAUUUGGACGGUAUAAAUUAUAACUGCGUUGCCCCAGGGAAGAGGUUCCAACCUAUGUCGAACUUGUCUGGAGGUGAGAAAACUGUAGCUGCAUUGGCUCUACUAUUCGCCAUCCACAGCUACCAACCAGCACCUUUCUUUGUUUUGGACGAAGUGGAUGCAGCCUUGGACAACACCAACAUUGGAAAAGUUGCAAAAUACAUCAGAGAAAAGACCGAGUCAUUACAGACGAUCGUUAUAUCGCUUAAGGAGGAGUUUUAUUCGCAUGCUGAUGCAUUGAUUGGAAUAUGUCCAGAGACUGAGGGCGCGGACUGCCUUGUAAGUCAGGUGCUUACUUUUGAUCUGACCCCAUACGAGCAGACCUGACAAAAGGAUCCACCGAAGAAGCGUAAAAAAUAAACUCUUAUCAUAUUUAUAAAUAAUGACCGGUCGUUUAUGUUCCAUUUGUUCCAACUAGAUAUAUGUCAUAAAAUAAGUCGGCAAUAAGUAUAAAAUUGUAGUUUCGUUUUUAUAAAAUAAAAACUUGUAUUUGUCAACAGCA
Molecule: messenger RNA, 3985 nt
Organism: Acanthoscelides obtectus
Lineage: Eukaryota; Metazoa; Arthropoda; Insecta; Coleoptera; Chrysomelidae
Source: the annotation of a GenBank genome assembly